GUCUGGGAGCAACUAUUCCAAAGUUGCUCUUCUUUUAAAAUUCAUGAACAUGGGGAUGGUCGACCACAGCUCUUUCUUCACUAUCCAGGACACCUAUUGUGUGAACACCAUAAAGGAGUACUGGACUGAUAAACAACAAGUAAUAGUACAGCGCCUAAAAGACAAAGAUGUGGUGAUCAUCGCGGAUGGAAGAAUGGACAGCCCUGGGCACUGUGCCCAAUAUUGCACCUACACCGCCAUGGAAAAUGAGUCCAGAGAAAUACUCUCCAUCAUCAACAUAGACAAAAGGGAAACGCAGAGAAAUUCUGUUAUCAUGGAGAAAGAGGCAUUCAUCCGAACGGUGGACAGGCUUAUGACUGAGCUGAAGCUCGUCGAAGUUUGUACAGAUGCCCAUGUCCAGAUCUCUGCUCUCAUGAACAAAGGAAAGUACAAAGACUUGGGGCUGCGGCACAGCCUAGACAUGUGGCAUGGGGCCAAGAACUUGGCCAAAAAGAUCCACACUGCAGCACAGAUCAAAGGCCAGUCUAGCCUGAUCCAUUGGUUGAAGGACAUUGUUAACCACUUUUGGUGGUGCUGCAAAAUGGCUGACUUGUCCCACGACUUCCUUGUGCUGUGGAUGGGACUAUUGCACCAUGUGACCAAUGAACACAGGUGGGUGCAGGGGAACUGCCAACAUGAGCCCAUGGAACACGACGGGACAAAGCAGUGGCUCGUAAGAGGCUCAAUGGCUCAUGAGGCUCUAAAGGGCAUUAUGAGAAACAAGCGGUGGCUUAAUGAAGUUCACAAGUACUUGAACUUCAGAACGACAGCUGAACUGGAGUCUUUUCAAAAUCACAUACUAAUGUAUGCCAGUAAGUGUUCUGCAUUUAGCCCACCUGCAUUCGAGGCCAGAACCCUGCUGGCAGCCCUGGACUAUAACUACCACAAAGACCGACCGGACAGGAUGAAACCUGAUGGAAGCAAACAGUUCAGGAGACUGUACAAGAAGAAUGCCAGAAGAUACAGUCUUUAUACACUGAAAACAGAGAAGACGUAUGGCUACAUCCCAGAUCUGCAGGCUCGGAUUCUCCUGAAGAGACUGACUGGCAAAGGAAUGCCAAGGCUAAGGUCCCUAUGCCCUUAUGACCCCAGGAGGUUUGGCCUGCUUCCCCCUGUACCAGCACCAACCACAGAGGAACUACAGAAAAUCCAAGUCAGGCGAGGUCUUGUGCCAGCAUUCUAGACAGAGUGAUUCACUGGAGCAUGGCUAUGUUCACAAACAAACAGUCAUCAGGUGUUUUUCCAGUAAUGUCAUUGCACAGCCUUGACUUAUUUUUCAGUUAGAUUUAUAUCACUGUGAG
This is a messenger RNA of Perca flavescens (yellow perch), 1340 nucleotides long. RefSeq lists its product as uncharacterized. The transcript is spliced from 8 exons. Lineage: Eukaryota; Metazoa; Chordata; Actinopteri; Perciformes; Percidae. The coding region runs from base 44 to 1222 and encodes 392 amino acids. The record is from RefSeq and is a predicted model, not a curated record.